AUGAUCCAGCUCAAGACGCUCAUCAAUUGCAUCGACAAUUCCGGCGCCGCCAUAGUCGAGUGUGUCAACGUCCUGCGAUCGAAGCGCCCGGCGAAAGUUGGCGAUCGCAUAGUGGUCGUGGUCAAGAAGCAGCGAAACUUCGGCCCCGAGACCGGCAGCAGCGUCUCCAUCAGCGCAGCGAGCAAGGUCCGACGCGGCGAUGUGCGACACGCGGUGGUGGUGCGGACGGCGAAGAAGUGGCAGAGACCGGACGGCAGCGUGGUCAAGUUCGACGACAACGCCUGCGUGCUGGUGAACAAGGCGGGCGAGCCCAUUGGGACGCGAGUGAGCGGCGUCGUCGCAGGCGAGCUCAGGCAGAAGCAGUGGUCAAAGAUAUUAUCGCUCGCGCCGAUGCAUGUGUAA
Trematosphaeria pertusa is the source of this 402-nucleotide messenger RNA. Its product is annotated as ribosomal protein L14. The transcript has 3 exons. Gene Ontology annotation, molecular function: large ribosomal subunit rRNA binding; structural constituent of ribosome. The coding region runs from base 1 to 402 and encodes 133 amino acids. NCBI's taxonomy places the organism in Eukaryota, Fungi, Ascomycota, Dothideomycetes, Pleosporales, Trematosphaeriaceae. Gene Ontology annotation, biological process: translation. The record is from RefSeq and is a predicted model, not a curated record. Gene Ontology annotation, cellular component: ribosome; mitochondrial large ribosomal subunit.